UGGCAACAUGCGGUCUAUCAUAUGUUGCUGCUUAUCGCAUCUUUCUCUGGGACAUUGAAUUCAUUUUACGUCUGUUGUUGUGUGUGCGGUAAGCAACAAGUUGAAAGUGCGUGAACUUGAGUAAACUUUGUGAAACUUUUGCGAGUCCUCCAAACAAGUGUCUUUAUUAUUGUGCAAACAUUCCGAGCGAUCUUUACAGUGGAGCUCUUCACGUUCACCUGGAAAGUGCUAGGUGAAGUGCAGACUAGUGAUGUAAUAGGAGAUAGGACCGACGACCAGAAAAUAAUAUAAGACGGUGGAAAUCAUCCUGGAGACUCAUCCUGAGAAAUGAUGCUCCUGAUAAUCUCUCCAAGUGCUAGUGAUCAAUUCAAGUGUUCGUAGCUGAAAAGUGAUAGUGAAAUUUCGCAUAGAUUCAGAUUAGUUUUAUAGCAGUCAGUCGACAUUGGGAGUUUAUGUGGUUUUUGAGUUAUCAUCGUUCAAUAUUUUGAAAAUAAUUUGUGAAUGUGUCUUGUGACUAAAUCUCCAGAACGUCGCUCACAUGGAAAUUUAGAGGUGUACCACCCGAAGAACGCGAUGGACCAUUAUCUUCUGCUGGUACACAGGUGAAGAGGUGAGGUGGUCGGCGGCUGGCCAUGAGCCGCAGCCGCGGACCAAUCAGACUGAAGCCGCUGCCCGUUGCUGCCGCCCCACAGCUGCUGCUACUGCUGCCGCUGCUACUGCUCGCCUGCCACUGUCAGCAGCUACUUGCCGCAUUGCCACUGUCCCCCCCGCCCACCACCAACCCCCGAUCCACCCUCACCACCGCCAAAAUGGUAGCUGUUGCCACCAGGCCUGAUAAAAUGGCAAUGUACAAAGUGGCGCCCAACGUGGGACCAUUUGACCACAAAUCAGCACCCAACGUGGGACCAUUUGACCACAAAUCGGCACCCAACUUGGGACCAUUUGAUCAUAAUAUGGCUCCCAAUGUGGGACCACUUGACCAAAAAAUGGGACCAUCCAACCCCAACAUCACCAUUAUAGAUGACCUGGACACUACACCUGUUAACACCACCAGAGUGUCUCCAAACACCAAGAGGCAACCAAUUGACCUCACUGUUGGCUACCUGACAGCAAUCAAGGGUGAUGUGAAGGAUCGCCAAGGGCUGGCUGUGUCUGGAGCUCUUACCAUGGCCUUGAAAGAGGUUAAUGACUCACCAGACCUGUUGCCAGAUGUUCGUCUAGUCCUGCGCUGGAACGACACAAAGGGUGACACAGUGCAAACCACCCGCGCCAUGACAGACAUGAUCUGUGAUGGAGUGGCUGCCUUCUUCGGGCCAGAGGCAUCCUGCUAUGUUGAGGCCAUCAUAUCGCAUGCCCGAAACAUACCUAUGAUUAGUUAUAAAUGUUCUGAUCCUAAGGCAUCAGAAGUACCUACUUUUGCAAGGACUGACCCUCCUGAUACUCAGGUAACGAAAUCGUUGAUCUCAUUAUUGAAAUAUUACAAUUGGUACAAAUUCUCAAUUAUUACUGAAACGGAUUGGAAGAUAGUAGCAAAGACACUUAGAAAAGAGGCGCUAGAUAACAAAUUGACUGUGAAUCAUUUUAACGAGGUACUCGAUAGGCAUGCGUGUUGUGUGAAUGGACUCACCUGCUGUAAGAAUGGAUACUGGUAUGAACUCAUCAGGGAGACCAGGAACGGAACUAGGAUUUAUGUAUUUUUUGGAUCUCGGCGCGCUCUAAUCGAGAUGAUGGCCACCAUGCAAGUAUUCGGAUUAUUUGAAAAUGGAGAGUACAUGGUGAUAUAUGUCGACCAAAACACCUAUUCUGUCAAGGAUGCUGUACAUUACUUAUGGCAACCAGAACAAUGGUCGUCGAUCACAAGCAAGCCGGGCUCGUGCGAGGACUCGCGCGACUUCUACAAUCGCGCGCGUUCGCUGCUGGUGAUUGUGCUGUCGCCACCCAACGAGGAGUACCAGCAGUUCACCGACCAAGUGCGCGACUUCAACCAGCGCGAGCCCUUCAACUUCACCUUCCCCUCCAUCUUCCUUAAUGUCUCGUACGUGAAAUAUGUAUCUAUAUAUGCGGCCUACCUCUACGAUUCGGUGAAGUUGUACGCGAAGGCUCUCGACCAAUUGCUGAGGGAAGAACUGAAGCGUGAUGACGUCACUCAGCUGAAUCGGACAAUUAUCGAACAGGUGGCCAAAAACGGCACGCGAAUUAUACAGACAAUCAUUAAGAAUAAAACGUAUGUCAGUGUGACAGGUGCUACAAUUAGACUAGACAAGAACGGCGACUCGGAAGGCAACUUCACAGUGAUCGCACUGAAGAAAUACAAACUGGUGGAACACAACUGGUCAUGUGACUACCAUAUGAUGCCAGUCGGGGGCUUCGAGUUGAACGACAACAACUCAUACAAACUGCAUGUGCCCAGCGAGGGUGUCGAGUGGGCUAGUGGAGAAAAGCCGAACGACGAACCAAGUUGCGGUUUCGACAACCGGUUGUGCGCCAAGGAUGACUCUGAGACACGCAGCAUGGUGACUGCCAUAGCACUGGGCAUCCUGCUGUUUUGCACCUCUGUGGUCACCCUAAGCAUCUACCGCAAGUGGAAGAUAGAGCAGGAGAUAGAGGGCCUCCUCUGGAAGAUACAGCCGCAGGACAUCAACCUGUGCAACUUCGGCAAGGAUAUGGUUGCUGCGUCUAAGUUGAGUUUAGCACCGAGCGUGAAUUCGUACGAGUCCCGUUGCGGGCCGCAGGUGUUCGCCGAGACGGCCACCUACCGCGGCGUCAUGGUGCGCAUCAAGGAGCUCAAAUUCUCCAAGAAGAAGGACAUCAGUCGCAACAUCAUGAAGGAGAUGCGUCAGAUGCGGGAAUUGCGACACGACAACAUCAACACCUUCAUUGGUGCCGUGCUCGAGCCUAUGCGCGUGCUCAUUGUUACCGACUACUGUGCCAAGGGCAGUCUUUAUGAUAUAGUAGAAAACGAGGAUAUCAAAUUGGAUAAAAUGUUCAUUGCAUCACUUGUACAUGAUUUAAUUAAAGGAAUGUUAUUUAUCCACUCGACGCCGUCAAUCGAGGUCCACGGUAACCUGAAGUCGUCGAAUUGUGUGGUGACGUCACGCUGGGUGCUGCAGGUCACUGACUUCGGCCUACAUGAGUUGCGCCAGUGUGCUGAGAACGAUAGCAUAGGAGAACAUCAGUAUUAUAGAAAUCUAUUAUGGAAAGCACCAGAGCUACUGCGGGACUCGAAUGCUCCAGUGAGAGGCACCCAGGAGGGCGAUGUCUACGCGUUUGCAAUCAUCCUCUACGAGAUCAUUGGACGAAAGGGUCCUUUCGGAAUUCUAGAUCCCAACGUUGGUCCCAAAGAAAUUGUUGAAAUGGUAAAAAUGACGACAUCGAGUGAGCCGUUCAGACCCAACGUGGACGACAUCCGGUGCACGGAGCAUGCUGACGAGGAGGUGUUGAAUGUGAUAAGGGAGUGCUGGGCUGAGAACCCAGAAGAUAGGCCUAAAUUUAGAAUCAUCAGAGAACGGUUAAAAAACCUCAAAGAAGGAAAGAAGCGAAAUAUAAUGGACCAAAUGAUGGAGAUGAUGGAGAAGCAUUCAAACAAUCUCGAGGAACUGGUGCAGCAGCGGACCAUGCAAUUGUAUGAGGAAAAACGAAAGACUGAAGACCUCCUCCACAGGAUGCUACCUGCACCCGUCGCCCACAAGCUGACAAUUGGAGAAGGUGUGGAACCGGAGUCGUUUGAUCUAGUCACAAUAUACUUCAGCGACAUUGUCGGCUUCACUUCCAUGUCGGCAGAGAGCACUCCACUCGAGGUGGUGAACUUCCUAAAUGACCUAUACACACUCUUUGAUCGAAUUAUCAGAGGCUAUGAAGUUUACAAAGUAGAGACCAUUGGAGAUGCUUAUAUGGUGGUAUCUGGAUUACCAAUAAGGAACGGAGACAGCCAUGCGGGCGAAAUAGCGUCGAUGUCUCUCGAUCUACUAGAAGCCGUGAAAAAACAUAAAAUUGCUCAUCGACCCAAUGAAACGCUUAAACUUCGAAUAGGAAUUCAUACAGGACCAGUUGUAGCAGGAGUGGUAGGCCUAACGAUGCCGCGCUACUGUCUGUUUGGGGACACUGUGAACACAGCCUCGCGCAUGGAGUCAACCGGCGAACCACUGCGCAUCCACAUCAGCGCACCCUGCAAAGCGGCCCUGGACAAGCUGGGCGGUUAUGAGGUUGACGACCGUGGCUUUGUGCCCAUGAAGGGCAAGGGAAAUGUGCACACCUACUGGUUGACGGGGGCCAAUGAUCGUGCCGUCGCUAGGAGAGAGGUUGACUUGCAAGACCUUCGCGCCUUCUUCUGCCCGUCGAAACGCAGCCCAAAACUGCUAGGGGGACCCCUAGGGGGCGGGACCGAUGCCGCCAGCCGCCGGCACUCGUCCGCACCACGUGGCAACAGUGUAGAUAGAGGCGUGGCCACCGACUUCCCCUUCCACGAAAGAGGCGUGUCCACCGAUUUCCCCCUCCCCCACCUGGACAGUGGUGUGGUCACCGACUUGCCCCGCCCACUUCCCCUCUCGCCACUCGUGUCGCACCAGAAUAACUUCUCGUCGAGGCGUCGCAUCCCCGACGCGCAUCAGUCGCUCGACCCCUUUCCCAACAAGCACUUCGAGAAGAGCUUGUGCAAGCGCAGUUGUCAUUCGUUGCAGGAGAACUCACGGGACGGGGUCUGCGAAAACGGGUCUCUGGUGUGUGCGCCUCUGCUGAAUGAGAACAAGAAGUGGCACUCGCUGGAGCUGGUAGUGGACCAGGAGCCCAAGAAGACGCUGGGUGGCCGAUCAACAAUCAGGUCGUGGAUUUUCGGGUUCCUGACCCCCAGUAUCUACCGCAGUAGCGACAGUUCACUUCGCAAAGGUGGCUACACUGACUUGCAACAGGAGAAGGAGAGCAUCGCCUGACGAAUGCUGCGUCGCAAAACUUGGUACUGAAACACUGGACGGAUUGAAACACUAGACGUACUGAAACACUGGACGAUAUCAAUUACUACUCAGCUCAUAAGCAGACUGCAUUUUUGUUGUGAUCGUGAUAGACAAGACUGAAAGGGGUAUUUCCUUUGGUGCACCAUUUGAUGAACAGUUACAAUGGACGUCCAAGGAUAGAGAGGAAAAUGAUUUUCUAGAGAGGAAGACAGUUCGCUCAUUGUAUAGAUUGGAGUCAGGAGCCAAAACCAAAGAUGAUAAUAGUGGCAGUGGAAAUCUUAGACUUUUUCAUAAACAAUAAACCGUGUCAGAUACCGUAACUUUCUCAUCACAGGUUGCAAUAUUUUGUGGGUAUUUUAUCAAUUCGAUCUAAUUGAAAAUACUUUAGAAUUAUAUCUCUGGAGUUUGUUGGAUCAUCAAGUUAGAGAAUCGUUUUAUUAAUUCACUAAAAUAUAGAAAAAGAGAGCUUAUAUUGCUAUAGUGGAAGUUACAACAUUUACACAUCAAUCGUUUUAUUUAUCCACUAAAAUAUGAAAAAGAGAGAUUAUAUUGUUAGAGUGUACCGUAAAAGAUUUACGAAUUAAAUUGUAUGGAAUAGGAUAGCUUGUAUGUUAUGUUGAUCUAAAACAAAACAAAAAUGGUAGAAUGACUAAAAUGAUAAAUGAAUAAAACACAACAUUACGCUCAAUUGAGGAACUUGGUAAAUGGUAGAA
Molecule: messenger RNA, 5659 nt
Organism: Nilaparvata lugens (brown planthopper)
Lineage: Eukaryota; Metazoa; Arthropoda; Insecta; Hemiptera; Delphacidae
Product: receptor-type guanylate cyclase Gyc76C
Biological process (GO): receptor guanylyl cyclase signaling pathway; cGMP biosynthetic process; intracellular signal transduction
Molecular function (GO): protein kinase activity; ATP binding; guanylate cyclase activity
Source: RefSeq, a predicted model, not a curated record